AUGGAAAAUACAUCGGUUUUCCUUCACUCUAAACCAAUUCCAUUCAGUUUCAUGAUCUCCAAUAGCAACAACAACAGAAAAAUCUCUUUCAGGCAUUACAACAAACACUUUCAGUUCCAUUUAUCAAAUAACAAUUUCCUCUUUGGUCAAAGCCUUAAACCCAUCAAAAACCCUUCAAAUCUUUCUUUUACAUCAUAUCAAUCAACUUCAUCACUGAAAAUAACAGGAAUCCACUUGUUAUCUCCUCCCAAAUGCUCAUAUUCCGGUUCUACAAGCACGAACGGUUCCCAAAACUACCCUCUUUUAAAACCUUUCAAAAGCCUAUCUCUUGAGAAGCUGAAAGCAACCCUUUUGCAAUUAACCCCAAUUGAUAUCAUCAAGUGGUCGGCUGUCUUUUCAAUUACAAUUGCAGCCACAAAAUGGACUGUGAAUUUGGUCCUGAACCCAUUUUUCUGGAUGUAUUUUAGCUGGACAUGGUUGUUUUGGCCAUGGUUUGUGGCUAUAUCACUUGCUGUUUAUGGGAUAUAUUGCUUUUAUAAGCAUUCGAUCGGUGAAGCUAGCAUUUUUGAGCAACUUGGAAUUGUUACAUCAGUGUUCACUUGGUUAACUCUAGUCCCUUCUGCCCAUUUCAAUGGAUACCUACAAGGAUGGCCUUUCGUGUUCUUUUUCGUGUAUCAUUAUUUCUUUUUCUUCAAUGUAAGCGUGAGGAAACGUUUGUAUGGAGAUUACUAUGCACGUCCGCAUGACCCGAAGUGGGAUUUAAAAACACCCAGAUGGUGUCGCCUUUUGUUCUGUGUUGGGGUCAUGGUUGGGCACUGGCUUGCAGCUUUUGAAGGGCCAGAACUGCACCUUAUUCCUGGUGGGUGGAGCGAUGUGGGUAUCUGGAUUUUGAUAUUGGGAACUUUGUUAAUGCAAUAUAAUUCUACAUUUUACCUUGCCAAGUAUUCAGAGAAGGUGGUGGAGCCUACUGCUGUUGUGCAAUUUGGACCAUAUAGAUGGGUCCGGCACCCAAUCUAUUCGUCCACAAUGCUUCUCUUUGCAACUUGUUUCAUUGCGCUUCGUGCACCUUUGAGCGUGUUGUUCGUGGUAGCAGUAUGUUUGAUGUAUUAUGCACAGAAAGCAAAAAUGGAGGAGGAUCUAAUGAUUGAGACUUUUGGGGAGAAGUAUCUAGAGUAUAUGAGUAAAGUUCAGUACAAGUUCAUUCCUUUGGUUUAUUAG
Dovyalis caffra is the source of this 1218-nucleotide messenger RNA. The record is from the annotation of a GenBank genome assembly. NCBI's taxonomy places the organism in Eukaryota, Viridiplantae, Streptophyta, Magnoliopsida, Malpighiales, Salicaceae.